Alternaria burnsii is the source of this 1269-nucleotide messenger RNA. Its product is annotated as adenylosuccinate synthetase. Gene Ontology annotation, cellular component: cytoplasm. Gene Ontology annotation, biological process: IMP metabolic process; 'de novo' AMP biosynthetic process. Gene Ontology annotation, molecular function: adenylosuccinate synthase activity; GTP binding. Bases 1 to 1269 code for a protein of 422 amino acids. The record is from RefSeq and is a predicted model, not a curated record. Lineage: Eukaryota; Fungi; Ascomycota; Dothideomycetes; Pleosporales; Pleosporaceae. The transcript is spliced from 4 exons.
AUGACAACUACCGUUGUGCUCGGGGCCCAAUGGGGCGACGAAGGCAAGGGCAAGCUCGCCGACAUACUCGCUCACGAAUCGCAAAUCUGCUGCCGCGCCCAAGGCGGUAACAACGCCGGACACACCAUCGUCGCGAACGGCGUGACGUACGAUUUCCAUAUCCUCCCCAGUGGUCUUGUAAACCCCGGCUGCAUCAACGUCAUCGGAAGUGGCUGCGUCGUCCACGUGCCGAGCUUCUUCAAGGAAUUGGAGGCGCUGGAGAAACAUGGCUUGAACACUGAAGGAAGGAUAUUCAUCUCGGACAGAGCACAUGUCGUCUUCGACGUCCACCAGAAGGUGGAUGGUCUGGAAGAAGUGGAACUGGGUGGUGGCAUGAUUGGCACAACCAAGAAGGGUAUUGGCCCAACCUACAGCACCAAGAUGACCAGGAGCGGUCUCCGCAUGUGCGACCUGUUCGACGAGCAGAUCUUCGAGACGAAGCUCAGGAGGUUAGCCUCGGGAUUCCAGAAGCGAUACGGUGAUCUGCUCAAGUACGACGUGGAUGCGGAGAUUGCGCAGUACAAGACUCUGCGCGAGAAGCUUGCUCCCUAUGUCGUCGACCAGAUCCCACUCGUCGCAUCGGCCAAGGAGAAGAACGCUAAGAUUCUAGUAGAAGGUGCGAACGCGCUGAUGCUGGACAUUGACUACGGAACAUAUCCCUUCGUCACAUCAUCGAACACUGGUAUUGGAGGUGUCAUCACAGGUCUCAACUUGGGCUGGCGGUCACUGAAGGAGGUCGUCGGUGUAGUGAAGGCCUACACCACACGUGUCGGAUCCGGACCCUUCCCUACCGAGCAGCUGAACGAGCUGGGCGAGAAGCUCCAAUCGGUAGGCCACGAAGUUGGCGUCACAACCGGUCGCAAGCGCCGCUGCGGCUGGCUAGACCUUGUUGUCGUCAAGCACUCGCACGCCUGCAACGACUACACCGCCAUCAACCUCACCAAGCUCGACGUCCUCGACGACUUUGACGAGCUCAAAGUUGCGACAUCCUACUCGUACAACGGUGAAGUGCUCGAAGGCUUCCCUGCGAACAUCGAGAUACUUGGCCAAGUCGAAGUACAGUACGACACGCUGCCUGGCUGGAAAAAGCCUACAACUGGUGUAACGAGCUACUACGACCUGCCCGUCCAGGCGAGGAACUACAUCGAGUACAUUGAGAAGUUUGUCGGAGUGAAGGUCAAGUGGAUUGGCGUUGGCCCUGCACGAGACCACAUGAUCAGUCGAUCAUAG